Suricata suricatta (meerkat) is the source of this 1049-nucleotide messenger RNA. RefSeq names its product peptidylprolyl cis/trans isomerase, NIMA-interacting 1 (gene PIN1). The transcript is spliced from 4 exons. Gene Ontology annotation, molecular function: protein binding; peptidyl-prolyl cis-trans isomerase activity. The coding region runs from base 50 to 541 and encodes 163 amino acids. The record is from RefSeq and is a predicted model, not a curated record. Gene Ontology annotation, cellular component: cytosol; nucleus. NCBI's taxonomy places the organism in Eukaryota, Metazoa, Chordata, Mammalia, Carnivora, Herpestidae.
GCAAAGGCGGUGCGGCGGAGGCGGAGCGGGCGCUGCGGCAGGAGGGAAGAUGGCGGACGAGGAGAAGCUGCCGCCCGGCUGGGAGAAGCGCAUGAGCCGCAGCUCAGGCCGGGUGUACUACUUCAAUCACAUCACUAACGCCAGCCAGUGGGAGCGGCCGAGUGGCAACAGCAGCAGUGGUGGCAAAAAUGGACAGGGCGAGCCCACCAGGGUCCGGUGCUCACACCUGCUCGUCAAGCACAGCCAGUCGCGGCGGCCCUCGUCCUGGCGGCAGGAGAAGAUCACCAGGACCAAGGAGGAGGCCCUGGAGCUGAUCAAUGGCUACAUCCAGAAGAUCAAGUCAGGAGAGGAAGACUUUGAAUCUCUGGCCUCACAGUUCAGCGACUGCAGCUCGGCCAAGGCCAGGGGAGACUUGGGUGCCUUCAGCAGAGGUCAGAUGCAGAAGCCGUUUGAAGAUGCCUCCUUUGCACUGCGGACGGGGGAGAUGAGCGGGCCCGUGUUCACGGAUUCCGGCAUCCACAUCAUCCUGCGCACAGAGUGAGGGGGCGGGCGGCCCGGCCCGGCCUGCGGUGCAGGGCGGGGCUGGACGGUGGCCCACAGACCCUGCUGCUCCCUGCUGCCGGCUGGCCAACAGGUGGCCCUCUCUGCUAAUGUUACAGUAUUUAUUGUUCCCAAAAUGGCUGGGGGGAGCCCUUCACCCCUGGGGCCUCCCUCUCUGCCCCCAGUUGGGGCUGUCCCUGCCAGACUCCUCUCCCCUUUAGGAAUUGACUUCAGAAGGGUGGCUGCGUGGGGAGGCUCCCAGACCGAAGGGGUGGGAGGGGACUUGUCCCAAAGAGAAGGGCCUAGUCAGCUGAGCUGCCCCCGUGCCCCCUGCCCAGGCCCAGGAUGGGGGCAGGAGGGCCCCCAGUUGUUUCUGGUUAUGCUAUGUUCCUCUAUUCAGUUGCAAAAAGCAGAUGCUCCCCUCAGGGCCCAGGCUGCCCAGCGCCCGGGCCCUUCUCCGAGCGGCAGUGCAGCAUCCUCCGCACCCUCGAUUAAACUUGGAACCACUG